GGAGAGGGAAUCUAGCCUUUUUAGUGGAUGAAAAGUUUUCAACUUUCGUUUUACAAAUCAGUAGAUGUUGAUGAGAAUACCUCUAACAAUACUCAAAACCACUGUAUUCAUAAUCAACCUCCCUCUUCAAUUCCUAUUAUUCCUCCUACAUUGACUGACUGAUGAGAAUAUCACAUUUCUUGAUUCAUUUACUAUUUUAAUAAUAUAUUUAGAUAAGUCCAAUGUCCUGUAAUUAGAAAACAUAUAUGUACCACGUUUUUUUAUAAUUAGUGUUUGAAUCCUUGUUGACGAUGAUGUUUUAUGAAGAAUCAUCAAGGAUGCUGCAUUAGUUAAUCUAACAAGUUACGUUAUUUAUCUUUUCUGAUCACAUUUUCUUAAUUGAUCUUUAUAAUGACUUAUAGUCAAUCAACUUGAUGUAGAACCUGUAAACUAGUUAUAGUCGACCAAAUUUCUGAUUCCUGAUGACUUUCUUCAGGCAUGGAAAUUUACUUGAAUUUCAAGUAAAUAAGCGUACAAUGAGAAAGAAUAUUUUACUGUUACUUAUUGCCUUUAACGUGUGUUAUGAAUUACGAUUGAUUGGAAAAAGAAAGAACUAACUAUAGUUAAUCAGAUUAAAGUACAAUACUAGUUUAUAAAGUUAUUAAUUGUUAGUCUGAGUUGUUUAUGUAGUUUCCUUUCGAUUGUGUGACCUGUAAAAUAACCGUAAAAUAUAUAGUUAUAGAUCAGAUCACAUGUUUUAAGCAAGUCUCAAUGGCGCAAGUACUUUUAUUUCUAAGUUGUGGAUACAUUAUUCUCUUGAUUGUACGGUUUCCUCUAUUUUCAUUUUUAUUUAUAUUUUGGUUUGAUACUACUGUUACUUUUUAUGUUUUCACUAUUUGGAUUUUCUUUUGUUAAUUUCAUUUUGAUGUGUUGAUAUAAUGUACAGCAACUUAUACUGAUACAUAUUUAUCUAAGAUCAUGCGCUUAUUUUAUUUGGUUAUUUAUCUCUUUCAUGUUCAACUUUAUUUUUUAAGCAUGAAAGUAAUGGGUUAGUUGUCUAAAUGUUUGUUUUUUCAACAAUUAAAUCUCAAGUUAGGAAUUCCUUUCAUCUAUUUCGGGAUACAGAGCCUGAUAGUACUAAUUGAUACUCAUUGCGAAUGUGAUUAUUAGCUACAUGUAUAAACCUAUACUUGGUAAGCAAGUAGUCAUCUAUAAUUGUGGUAAUGUAAACAUUAAAAUAGUCGUUAUAAGCAUAGAUGGAUGGUGGCUAGCAGUGGAAUCCAGGACGCGCAUUUCGUCCUGUUUGAGACUGAUCCUUGGCAGUCCUAAACGUCUAUGGCAAGAUUCGAACAACCAAUACAAAAUGAAUUAAAUUUCACCUUAUAAGCGAUUGACAAAUAGCAGUCCUAAACGUCAAUGGGAAGAUUAAAACGAUACAAUAUGAGUUAAAGUAGAAGAUUUAAAUAUUUCACGUUAUAUGAAUACUGUUUCCCAUGUACUCAAUAUUCUCAUCUUUCGUUGCAUUCCAUGUUAUUUUAUAUUAGGCACUCGUGUUUAUAGUCCACCUGAAUGGAUUUUAAAUAAUCGAUAUCAUGGCAAACAAGCUGAAGUAUGGUCUUUAGGUGUACUACUCUAUGAUAUGUUAUGUGGUGAUAUCCCUUUUGUUAAUGAUAAAAGUAUUAUCGGAGGGAAAUUGCGAUAUCGUAGAGACAAUAUAAGUGAAGCAGCAAAACAUCUUAUUGCGAGUUGUUUAAAUAUGGAUCCGUCUAAACGUCCAUCUUUGCUAGAAAUCCUUCAACAUCCAUGGAUGCAAGCCCAUCGUCCUCAAACUGGUGCUAAAAUUCCACUAGCUUCUCAAAUAGCCUUAGAUGCCUUGGAGAAGGGGUCAAACUCGGACGCUACUCCAAAUAUUUCAAAUUUAUCUGAUUUACAUUCUGUAGAAGUGCAAAGUUCAAGUCUAUCAAGUCAAAUAAUAUCUGGUUUUCCACAUUCUUGUUCCUUUACAAAUCCUUCCAUAAGUAUUGAUGACAAGCAUAAAAAUAAACAAACUAAUCAUAUUGACCACUCACAAACAAUUUUAGAUUCAAAUUAUUGUUCUUCCGGUAUGGAUAGUCGCUCAAGCCUUCAUUUUCAUAUCCCUUCAGGUACCACUGAAUUAGUAGGAUCAAGUAUUGGUUAUGCUUUCCAUGACUUUCUUAGAGAUGAGGUUUCGAUUGGUGAAUUUUCUCAAUCUCCUGUGUCUAGUAUAUCUCCUCAACUUGAAACAGCAUGGUCUAUUCCAAAUAGAAAAAUUAAUGAACGAGUGGAUUUAAACAUUCAGACAUUUCCUCCAGAUAGUAGACUAUCAUGUCAACAAACAUCGUGCCCUGAAAUUAUACCGCGUCUUCAUUCCAAUGAGUCUGAUUCUAGCUCUGGUUAUUAUUCACGCUCUGAUUCUUUGUCAUCGAACGACGGGAAACAGCUCAUUUCAGCUGUAAAUGUUAGUAACUUACGUACUUGUUCAACUGCAAGUCAUAUGGCAUCUGUUAUGUCCGUUACUAAACCUGUCACAACAGCUGUCAAUGAUAAAUCUCCUUGUUCAACUGAAGUAUCCUCUUCAUAUUCCCGACUUCAAAAUAUGGAUCUUCCUGUUCAUUUACAUUAUUGGCGUUCAGGUAGUUCCAGCAAAACAUCUUCUGAUUCAUCGUCAUCUUACUCAUCUACAAAAUCUAAUUGUUUUGAUAAACAGCUCCGGCAAAUUAGUGAAAAUACACCAACCAUUCCUUACUCAUCUUCAUAUCUUAAUCCUUCUUGGUCCGUAAUUUUAAAUUCAUCUAAGCCCACAUCCCAAAUCUAUUCGGCUAAUACAACUCAUUCCAGUGUACCGUGUUCAGGUGUGACUGCAUAUUCUCCAACUACAAAUGCUGUAACUAGCUCAAAUACAGAUAUGGUAGACACAUUGAGUAGUCUGUUAUCAUCUUCAACUUCAAAAUUAAAUUCUUCUCUAUCAACUCACAAUUGGUUUUUAAGCGGUAAUAAUAUUGACAUGGAUCACGUAUGACUGUAAACUUUUUAAUGUACACAAUCAUUAUAGAAAAAAAUGUAAGAGAAAUAGUUAAAAGUUAAUACAUCUUAAUCUGUAAUGUACUCUUUCAGUAGGAAAUAAUCAAUACAUUGAUCUGAUUAUUUUAUAUCCACAGUACAUCAUAGAUUUAAAUGCUCCACGCUUUAAUUAUUGUUGUCAUUUUUUUAAAAUACCAUAAUUAUGUACAUUUAUGUGUAUAAUGUACUAUCUGGUUGGUAACUUGUUAUCUUUAUAUCAUUAAAAUCAAAACAAUAUUUACAGAUUAAUGAUUAUUAUUAUUAUUAUGCUAAAUUGGAAAAGUGGUAUUUGAAAUUCUUAAUCUUUAUUAUGAUUAUUAUUAUUAUCAUUAUUGUUUUCAAUCAAUUUCGUGCUGUAGAAAUUUUCCAAAACUGUGUUGUUUUCCUUUUGUUUAAUAUUAUUAUUGUUAUUAUUACCCAUUACUAUUAUUAUUAUUACUAUUAUUAAUAAUUUAAUUGUUAAAUAUUCUUUAAAAUGUAUUUGUUUGGUUUUCGUUCAUGUCUUGAGAAUUUUAAUUUGACAAUUUGUCUCAUUAUGAUUAUUAUUAUUUUUUUUGACAAAAAAAGGACUAACAAAAUGUUUCUGAUUUUAUUUCUGAUACUUUUCUCUUGUCCUUCUCAUUUACUAUGUACUUGUUUGUGUGUGUAUUUUUUUAAUGGCUUUAUGUACUCAUGAAAAUUGCUCACACUACUUGAUGGCCUUUAAAAAUUUAUAUGCAUAUAUAUAUAUAUAUAUGCUGUAGUUUCAAAUCACUUUCGUUUAAACCUACUCUGCAGUGUACUCUUGAUUUCCAGUUACUUGUUUGAUAUUGUGUGAAGUGUACACCAAAAGUUCUGUACAUAUUAGAUCUGUUUUUUUUCUUGUACAUA
Molecule: messenger RNA, 3930 nt
Organism: Schistosoma spindalis
Lineage: Eukaryota; Metazoa; Platyhelminthes; Trematoda; Strigeidida; Schistosomatidae
Source: the annotation of a GenBank genome assembly